Molecule: messenger RNA, 321 nt
Organism: Entrophospora sp. SA101
Lineage: Eukaryota; Fungi; Glomeromycota; Glomeromycetes; Entrophosporales; Entrophosporaceae
Source: the annotation of a GenBank genome assembly
AUGUAUGGUCCAUCCAGGGCUAAUUUUCAUGGAGUUCCAAGGAUUCUUGAAAAUACACUUCCCUCCUAUCUAGAACAAAGCAACAACAAUGACCCGGAUUGGAAUAUUUAUGCUGAAUACAUGUCUACGUCACCUAUAGUGAUAUCAAUAGUAUUUUUAAGAAAUCCAUUUGUGUUUUAUAGACCUCAUUGUGCCGGUGAUUUUGGUAUGCCAGCACUUAAUGCUACAUUAGAUACUCUUGGACAAUUGGAAUCGGGUAAAAGUGAUAGUUCAUCAUAUAGCACGACAGAUAGUUUAAAUUUUACUAAUGUUGCCAAUUAG